AGAGCACAGUCAGCUGUGGUUAAUGAUUAAUCGCUGACCACCCCGCCUCCCGCAGCUCCGGCGAGGGUGCUCCGGGAGCGUGGCCCGAGGCCCACAAGUGCCGGCAGCUGGAAGGGAAGAGAGCUGCGAGGCGGAGCGCACCCUGGGCGAAGAGGGGCAGAGGCGCAACGCCGGGGGCUGCGGGUCUCACUCCCAGCCAGCCUGGAGUUGAGAACGUUCUUCCUUCGCCCUCUCCCCGCCUCGCCCCCGCUACGCACACUUCCAAAGCCCCACAUCCAGGCGCCUCCUGGGCCUCUCCUAGGUUGGGCUGCUCCAGGAAGCUUCCGUGAAAGCACCUGAAAUACUAAGUUACGUUUGCCAGGAGAACUCGAGUGAGAUAAAGUCGUGCGCCCACUCAGGUGAGUCUGCAGCCGAGAACUUAGGGCUCUGCUGGGAGGAGAAAGGGAAGCUGAGAGUCUUUGGACCGGGUAGCCUGGCGCUCUUAUGGCUUCACCCAGCCUCCCCAGCAGUGACUGCUCCCAUAUCAUCGAUCACAGCCAUGUCCCCGAGUUUGAAGUGGCCACCUGGAUCAAAAUCACCCUUAUCCUGGUGUACCUGGUCAUCUUCGUGAUGGGCAUUCUGGGGAACAGCGUCACCAUUCGGGUCACCCAGGUGCUGCAGAAGAAAGGCUACUUGCAGAAGGAGGUGACGGACCACAUGGUGAGUUUGGCUUGCUCGGACAUCUUGGUGUUCCUCAUUGGCAUGCCCGUGGAGUUCUACAGCAUCAUCUGGAACCCUCUGACCACGCCCAGCUACACCCUGCCCUGCAAGCUGCAUACUUUCCUCUUCGAGGCCUGCAGCUACGCCACGCUGCUGCACGUGCUGACCCUCAGCUUUGAGCGCUACAUCGCCAUCUGUCAUCCCUUUAGGUACAAGGCUGUGUCGGGACCUUGCCAGGUAAAGCUGCUGAUUGCCUUCGUCUGGGUCACCUCCGCCCUGGUGGCACUGCCCUUGCUUUUUGCCAUGGGUACUGAGUACCCCCUGGUGAACGUGCCCAGCCUCCGGGGUCUCACUUGCAACCGCUCCCUCACCCGCCACCACGAGCAGCCCGAGACCUCCAAUAUGUCCAUCUGUACCAACCUCUCCAGCCGCUGGACCGUGUUCCAGUCCAGCAUCUUCGGCGCCUUCGUGGUCUACGUUGUGGUCCUGCUCUUCGUAGCCUUCAUGUGUUGGAAUAUGAUGCAGGUGCUCAUGAAAAGCAAGCAGGGCACGCUCGCCGGGGGCGCGCGGGGGCCGCAGCUGAGGAAGUCCGAGAGCGAAGAGAGCAGGACCGCCAGGAGGCAGACCAUCAUCUUCCUGAGGCUGAUUGUUGUGACACUGGCCGUAUGCUGGAUGCCGAACCAGAUUCGCAGGAUCAUGGCUGCAGCCAAACCUAAGCACAACUGGACGAGGUCCUACUUCCGGGCGUACAUGAUCCUCCUCCCUUUCUCGGACACGUUCUUCUACCUCAGCUCGGUGAUCAACCCGCUCCUGUACACGGUGUCCUCGCAGCAGUUCCGCCGGGUGUUCGUGCAGGUGUUGUGCUGUCGGGUGUCGCUGCAGCAUGCGAACCACGAGAAGCGCCUGCGCGCCCAAGCGCUCUCCACCAUGGACAGCGCCUGCUCUGCGCAGCGCCCCCUGCUCUUCCUCACGUCCCGGCGCCAGUCCUCUGCAAGAACUAACAAGGUUUUCUUAAGCACUUUUCAGAGCGAGGCCGAGCCUCAGUCUAAGCCCCAGCCAUUGAGUCUGGAGUCACUAGAGCCCAACUCAGGCGCAAAACCAGCCAAUGCUGCUGCAGAGAAUGGUUUUCCGGAGCACGAAGUUUGAACAUCUAGUGACGAAGCCUUGAGUGGGACCUGGCCCUCCACCCCCAAGAAAACAACGUCACCCUCACACUGCAGUCUCAAAAUAAACUAUGCCCCCAUCAAGGGUGGAAUGGAUGCUGGCAGCUUUGCAACAGGCAGUGCCCACCUCAGUGACUUCUAAGGGCUGGCUGUGCCAGCCUGGCCUUGGCUCUGGUUACACAGACGUAGGGGUGAACUUUCCACCUCCUUCCUUCAAGUACAUACUGAAAAUUCAGUCAGCCCGAAUUCAUUUAGAGCUUACAAAAAUGCUUUACACAGAGCUCUUUCAUUAUUUGCAAAGGAACAAAAAGAGAACACGGACUCCUGCUCCCUACCCAGAAUAAAAGGACGGCCGG
Molecule: messenger RNA, 2218 nt
Organism: Cebus imitator (Panamanian white-faced capuchin)
Lineage: Eukaryota; Metazoa; Chordata; Mammalia; Primates; Cebidae
Gene: GPR39
Product: G protein-coupled receptor 39
Exons: 2
Coding region: 484-1845 (453 amino acids)
Biological process (GO): G protein-coupled receptor signaling pathway
Cellular component (GO): membrane
Molecular function (GO): G protein-coupled receptor activity
Source: RefSeq, a predicted model, not a curated record